AUGGAUACCAAUAUCAAAACCUGUCUUCUCCUUCUCUUGCUCUUUCUCGACGCUUCUUCAGGCAGCAGAGUGAAGGGCUUUAGACAUGUUAUAAAUCCUGCAAAUCCACCAAGCGAGGUCAUUGGUGACAUGGAGAUGAGAGAGCUCAUUGCAGCUCAUGCUAUGUUGGACUAUGAAAAGCCAAUACCAAACCCAAGGCAUGAAAAAGGGAGGCCAGGUGGUGGUAAUUAG
Messenger RNA from Prunus armeniaca (apricot), 231 nucleotides. Lineage: Eukaryota; Viridiplantae; Streptophyta; Magnoliopsida; Rosales; Rosaceae. The record is from the annotation of a GenBank genome assembly.